AUGGAGAAAGUUCAUCUUAAGUUCUGUAAAAUUUACCUCGCUAUCAGUAGGAAAGCAAGUAACAUUGCCUCCAGAGCUGAGCUUGGAAAACUCCCUCUCAUCAUUAGCGUAUUCAAAAGGGUCUUCAAAUACAUCACUCACUUAAACUCGCUUCCCCAAACAACCAUUGCGAAGCAAGCUUUUCUAAUCUCGAAAGAUCUACACUCCAAGCAGAAAAUAUCUUUUUACGGAGAUGCAAUGGAUACUAUCAAAAAUUUAAAUCUAAAUGAAGAAAUCCUUAAUUUAGAAGCC
Messenger RNA from Paramuricea clavata, 291 nucleotides. The record is from the annotation of a GenBank genome assembly. Lineage: Eukaryota; Metazoa; Cnidaria; Anthozoa; Malacalcyonacea; Plexauridae.